UAGCAAACUCCCACCACCGUCGUUCAUCAUCAAUCUUCCGUCACCGUCGUUCACCAUCAACAACACCGUCGUUCACCAAAUCAACACCACCGUCAUUCACCAUCAUCAUCACCACCGUCGUUUUUCAUCAACAUCAUCAUCAUCCUUCGCAUUUUCAUCCUUCGCCAUAACCGUCACCGAAACCAAACGCUCACAACCUCGCCGGAAACCGUCACUGUGUUUGCCUUCAUCAGUCGGAAACCGAAACCAAACGCUCAAAACCUCGCUGGAAACCGUUGUUGUGUUUGUCUUCAUCACCGGCGCUGUCUUCAUCACCGGAACUCCGUUUUCGCAAAAUGAUGAAAAAAAAACAGGUUAACAAAUCUAACGACGGGCCAAUUCCAAACUUCAGUAUUGGACUGACGCAAUUAGAGCAGGAGCAAGCAUCUGAUGACGAUAAUGGAAAAAAAAGGGUAAAAGGAUGGAAAAGAAGACGAAUCAGAUAAACCGUGGGAAAAGGAAACAACAAUCUGAUGACAAAAAUGCAAAGAAGAGUGGUAAAAAGAUGAAAAAGAAGCCGGAUCAGAAAAAACAACAAUCUGCUGGAGAAGAAUCUGAUGAAAAGAAGGUUAACAAAUCUGAUGAAGCAAGUUCUGAUGAGGAACAUGGAAAGAAAAACUUGGAUUUAGAGCAACGAUUGAGGCACAAGCUUAGCAUACCUAAGGUCUAUGACCUUAUGAAGUCAAUAGAUGGAAAAAGAAGAAAAGAUCAGAUAAUUCAACUUUUGAAUGAGAGUGGGUUUGGAGGAAUGGUUCAUAUAUGCAAAUGGACAAAAAUCCACACAUUCUUUGUGGAAUGGGUUGUCAGACACUUUGAAAAGGAGAAUAUGUGGAUAAGACUGAGCAAGACGGAUGUGCUCCCAUUGAAAGAAGAAGAUGUGCACAGAGUGUAUCAUCUCCCAAUGGCGGGGGAGCAGAUCAACAUUAAACUUUGCUCAGAAGCAGCAAUUAAGAGACUCAGGGUAGAGUUAGGAUUGGAUGGUGAUUAUUCUCCAUUUGUCAAGGCGACAGAGUUGGAGAUAAGACUGAAGAAAAUGGAGAAACCAAAGGCAUGGGUAAAGGGUGCAAUUUGUCUUAUAAUUCACAACAUGUUGUGCCCCAAUAACAGCAGCUUAGUUUCUCUACAUUAUGCUCAAGUAUUAAAAGAGGCUUCAUCUUAUAACUGGUGCUCCCAUGUUCUCCAAUAUAUGAAAGACGGAUUGCAAAAUCCGGAAGUGGCAAAUCCAUUAGCGGACUUCCACUUCCUAAUGAUUAAUUACAUGGAGAAAAUGGGAAAGAGAAGCCCAUUCCUUACAGGAAAAUACAAGCAGCCAUCGCUUCGUGACUAGGAUGUCAAGUCGGCAAACCAAGACCUUCAGAAGGUGCAUGAGCUUAUGGGACUGGAUAAAGGAUUGACAGUUGGGGUCAAAAGACUGCAGAACACCGAUGAUGGUCUGCUUGUAAUGUGUUUUGAUGCAGAAACAUGUCCACUAUCUAAGGCAGAGGAGCAUCUAAAUUAUUGUAGGGGUUGCAUACGGGUCUACACUAGAACCGCCGAAACCUUGCAGAGGAGAAUAGCUGAGGCAAAUGCUUCUACUUCUGCAAAGAAUGACAUAGUUUCAG
This is a messenger RNA of Medicago truncatula (barrel medic), 1640 nucleotides long. RefSeq lists its product as uncharacterized. The coding region runs from base 461 to 1366 and encodes 301 amino acids. The record is from RefSeq and is a predicted model, not a curated record. The transcript is spliced from 5 exons. NCBI's taxonomy places the organism in Eukaryota, Viridiplantae, Streptophyta, Magnoliopsida, Fabales, Fabaceae.